CAACCACACACCAGUCAAGAUGGCAAUGGCAAAACUAGUUUUAGUUUUAACCUUCUUCUUUAUCCAAUCUCUUACAACCUCCCUAACUCUUCCUCUCCCAGCAACAGCAACAAAAUCCUUUGUGUCGCCCAUUCAAAAGGACCGCUCUACGCUCCAAUACAUCAUCACUGCGUACCUGCAAACCCCUCUCAGGCAAGCCAAAUUACUCGUCGACCUCGGCGCUAGUUUUACCUGGGUCAACUGUGACGACAAGUACUUCCAUUCCACCACAUACAAACACAUACCUUGUGAUUAUCCACUUGCUGAUUUGCUAGGUCAACCUGCUUGCCUUGUCAACUGUGUGGAUCCGCCAGGUCCAAAUUGUGCCAACAAUUCUUGCUUGCUCUCUCCUGUGAACCCCAUCGAGCCUAUCGACUUUACAAGAAGUGACCCCAUUGCUACCGCCCUCCUUGACUAUUUAGCCUUGCCGGAAUUAAUAAAUGGUUCUUCUCAAGUUGGACCAUUGGAAAAAAUCCGCAACUUCAUCUUCUCCUGUGGUCAUACUAGUUAUCUCAAAGGCCUGGGUAGAGGUGUUGUUGGCUUAGCAGGUUUUGGCAGAUCAAACAUCUCCAUCCCAGUGCAGAUCACUCCACAUUUUUUUGCGAUUUGCUUGUCAGGUUCAAAAUCUCAGCCUGGUGUGGCCUUCUUUGGUUCUAAAGGCCCUUAUUACUUCUCGCCGGGAAUUGACCUGUCAAGUUCUCUUACUUAUACUCCACUCAUUGUGAACCCUGUCGGAAAAGACUCCGGACCUGACAAUAAGAUCGCUUCACCUGAAUAUUACAUAGAGUUGACUUCUGUAAAAGUAAACAACAAGGUGGUGCAAUUCAAUCAAUCCCUCUUAGCCAUUACCAGUGAGAAUGGUUUUGGAGGGACCACGAUCAGCACUGUUGCUCCAUAUACGAAGUUAGAGAGUUCUAUUUACAAAGCUGUUACUAGAGCAUUCUUGAAGGCAGCUGCUUCUUCAACUUACAAUCUUACUAAAACAACAACGAAACCCGUUAAGCCAUUCGGUGUCUGCUACCCUGCAAGUGACAUAAAGAUUACAAAGAUGGGACCUGUUGUGCCAACCAUCGAUCUUGUGUUGCAUAACAAAGAUGUCGUUUGGAAGAUCUUUGGAUCAAAUUCUAUGGUUAGGAUUGUAAAGAAAGGAGGUGUUGAUGUAUGGUGCCUGGCUUUUGUGGAUGGUGGGGCUAGCACUACCGUACGAGAUUCAAAUUGGAUUGGGAGUCCAUCUAUCGUGAUUGGCGGUCAUCAAUUGGAGGAUAAUAUGCUGCAAUUCGAUUUGGAGUCCAAGAAAUUGGGUUUUAGCUCCUCGAUUCUGUCUAAGGGAACUACUUGUUCCAAUUUCAAGUUUUCUACCAAGAAAAUCUAAAAGAAUGAACCCCGUUUUGUCUCAAUUUGAAUCUUUCUCUACUUUUUGAUUGUAAGCUGAACAAGGCUAAAGGAAAGGCCGGAGAUUUUCUUUUAAUAAAAUUAACCCGUAAAACUUAGGAUA
Molecule: messenger RNA, 1534 nt
Organism: Populus nigra (black poplar)
Lineage: Eukaryota; Viridiplantae; Streptophyta; Magnoliopsida; Malpighiales; Salicaceae
Product: probable aspartic proteinase GIP1
Exons: 1
Coding region: 20-1411 (463 amino acids)
Biological process (GO): proteolysis
Molecular function (GO): aspartic-type endopeptidase activity
Source: RefSeq, a predicted model, not a curated record